Molecule: messenger RNA, 1605 nt
Organism: Penaeus indicus
Lineage: Eukaryota; Metazoa; Arthropoda; Malacostraca; Decapoda; Penaeidae
Gene: Ciao1
Product: probable cytosolic iron-sulfur protein assembly protein CIAO1
Exons: 9
Coding region: 155-1174 (339 amino acids)
Biological process (GO): iron-sulfur cluster assembly
Cellular component (GO): cytoplasm; cytosolic [4Fe-4S] assembly targeting complex; mitochondrion
Molecular function (GO): protein binding
Source: RefSeq, a predicted model, not a curated record
CAAACGAGGCUACGACGAGAAGCAAGUUACAGAAAGUCCUUGAAACUUCGGAGAGGUCAAGUACCACUCCAUGAUCAAGAAUACUUUCAGUUUACUUAGCUAUUUUAGCAAACACAUUCAAGUAAGAUCAUACAGGUAAUCUUGCAUCCUCAGCAUGAAGAUCAACGAAGUGGUAAGCUGUCUGAACGACUUAGCACCCACAUCACUUGCAGAGUCUUGGGACAAUGUGGGGCUGCUGGUGGAACCGUAUACCAAGAGGGACAUUAAGAAGAUGCUGCUCACAAACGACCUUACGGAAGCAGUAAUGGACGAAGUGGAGAAGCUUGACGUAAACUUCAUCCUGUCGUAUCAUCCUCCGUUGUUUAGGCCUAUCAAGAGAAUCACCUGCAAAGCUUGGAAGGAACGCAUUGCCGCAAGGUGCCUGGAGAAGGGCAUAGCCGUAUAUUCACCUCACACCUCCUACGACGCUCUAAAGGGAGGUGUGAAUGACUGGCUGAUUGAAGCCUUUGGUGAGGGGUCAGUGAGUCCGAUACAAGCAAGUACAUCCUCCCCGCCCUUUAGUCACAAGGUAACUGUCGCUGCAGCUGAUGAAGCUGAAGCCCUGGAACUAAGGGACAAGUUUGCCGGCCAUCUUGGCAAGUCUCAGAAUGUUACAAGGACAAAUGGCAGCUGUGUUGAAAUUCUGUGCAAUGAGAAUACCUUACCAGCCAUUGUAAGCGUCGAUGGAGCCACCGCCAAGCCACUGACUAUCUCGAAACUGGAGAAUGUACCCAUUGUUGGUCACGGAAUGGGAAGGAAAUGCGAGUUGUCGAGGCCGAUGACCAUAACAGAAGCUAUUGGCAGGAUCAAAGCCCACCUGGGUCUUCCGUAUGUCAGAUUAGCGCUGGCACACGGAGCAAAACUAAGUUCUAAGAUUCAGAGUGUAGCAGUAUGUGCUGGUUCAGGAUCCUCAGUAUUGCGUGGAGUCAAAGCUGACUUGUGGCUGACUGGAGAGAUGUCUCAUCACGAAGUACUCGAUGCCACUCACCAGAGGUCUUCGGUGGUGCUCACAGACCACUCGAACUGUGAGCGUGGAUAUCUCCGGACUCUUCAGCCACGUCUGCAAGACUUGUUUGAGCAGAAGAUAGAAGUAAUUGUGUCAUCAAUGGAUAGAGAUCCUCUUGAAGUUGUUUAAAUAAUUUUCAAGCUUAAGUAUUUUUAUCAUAUUUUCAAGCUUAAAAUUUGUCAAGCAUGAAAAAAGGUAACGGAGAUAUUUUGUCAGCUAGGUACAUACAUUUAAUAUGGAUCUAAUUUUGGGUUUUAGGUUUAAGGGAAUGUUUAUGGACAGCUCUUUUGAAUGUGAGAGCUGAUUUAAUUAAGGGGCAAUGGUUAAAAGCCAAAGUUUGAGAUUGUGAAUCUAAUUCCUUAAUAAAUUUGAACAUUUUACCUUCCUUUGAUUCAGCACCACUUUACUGAUUAAAAAACCAUGGUCCUCCAAGUUUUCAGAAAGUAUUACAAUCCGGUCACUUUUGAGCGAGUCAAGUAUUUAUAAUGUAGAAUCACUUUUGCAAUUUUUCAUGUAACAUUUCAAUAUAAUUUGGCAUGACAAAUAUACAUUUCAAAUGA